GCGCGUGACGCGGGGCGGCCGUGGGAGGAGGGAAGAUGGCGGCGGGUGGCAGCAGCUGGGCCGCGGUGUGCGAGAAGUUCCGCACCGCCCGCACUCUGUCUACCGUGGAGUCCCGCAAGGACCCGGAGACCGAGCCCUACCGCUCUAAAUACAGCGCCCGCGCCCUGCUGCAGGAGGUCAAGCAGCUGCUGAGCGCCGCCGAGGAAGGCGACGAGGCGCGGCUGCUGGCCGUGCGGCGGGCCGUGCUGGAGUACGAGCUGGGCGUCAACCACACCGACACCGAGGAGCUGUCGGCCGGCGAGGAGCACCUGCAGCGCUGCACGCAGCUGCUGGAGCCACACCGCCUCUCCCCGGACUGCGUCUCCCUCUACAUACAGGCCCAGAACAAUCUAGGUAUCCUCUGGUCCCUAAGGGAUGAAAUUAAAACUGCGCAAACUUACUUGGAAUCUGCAGAAGCCUUGUAUAAUCAAUACAUGAAAGAGGAUGGAAAUCCUCCCCUGGACCCCAGUGAACAUUUCAUGGCAGAAGAAGAAAAACUCACAGACCAAGAAAGAUCCAAAAGAUUUGAGAAAGCCUAUACACAUACUCUGUAUUACCUGGCACAAGUCUACCAGCACCUGGAGAUGAUUGAGAAGGCUGCUCAGUAUUGCCAUACUACUCUUAAACGACAGCUUGAGUAUUGUGGCUACAACCCGGUAGAAUGGGCACUCAAUGCUGCCACUUUGUCACAGUACUAUCUCUCUAAGCAAUGCUUUAUGGAGGCCCGUCACUGCUUAGCAGCAGCCAGUGUCAUCUUCAGCCAAGCUGAACAAGUGCCAUCUGCUGAAGACAAUGAAACGGAGCAAGACCAACAGGACCUUCGACAGAGAAAAGCUGAAAUUGCAAGGUGCUGGAUUAAGUAUUGCCUGAAUCUUCUGCAAAGCACUCGGAAAUUGCUUGAGGAUAACAUAGGAGAGCUGGAUCCAGACAGACAGUUGGAACUCAAAGCCCAAAGGAAAAAAGAAGAAGAUGAAAAAGAGAAGGGCAGGAAAAAAGCUGUCCUUUUUGGGACAAGUGAUAUAUGUGACUCUGUUUUAGCCAUGGAAGAGAAAGUGAGCAGUGUAUAUCCUUUAGAUUUUCAAGAAGCCAGAGAAAUCUUCCUAGUUGGUCAGAACUAUGUUCUGGAAGCAAAAGAGUUCUUUCAGGUUGAUGGUUACGUUACUGACCAUAUUGAAAUUGUUCAGGAUCACAGUGCUUUGUUUAAGGUACUUGCUUUCUUUGAAGAAGACUAUGAGAGACGUUGCAAAAUGCACAAGCGCAGACUAGACAUGCUGGAGUCUAUAUAUGUAGACUUGAACCCUCAGUACUAUCUGUUGAUUAGUAGGCAGCUUCAGUUUGAACUAGCUGACACCUAUUAUGAGAUGAUGGAUUUAAAGAUAGCUAUCGGUAACAGGUUAGAGGAGCUAGACUCCCACACAAUUAAAAAAAUUAAUUCUCUGGCUCAGUUAGCCAUCAAGUAUUAUGAACUCUUCUUAGACUCUUUGAGGAACCCAGAUAGGGUGUUUCCUGAACAGCUUGAGGAAGAUGUUCUGCGCCCUGCAAUGGUGGCUAAAUUUCAUAUUGCACGACUGUAUGGCAAGCUUAUUACUUCGGAUAGCAAAAAGCAACUGGAAAAUAUGCAGACAUCAUUGGAAUAUUACAGGUUUCUGGUAGACUAUUGUGAGAAGUACCCAGAUGCUGUCCGUGCCGUUGAAACUGAACUAGAACUCAGUAAGGAGAUGGUGGGUCUUAUUCCAACAAGAAUGGAGAGGCUGAGAGCAAAGCUCUGUCCAUUCAUAUAAAUACUUGCCUUGAAGGAAAUGUGCACUAUUAAAAUGAUAUCUGUCAAAACCAGUGCUGUCAGACAGUUUCUGUACUGGCUGAUAGAACUAAGGUGUCUACAGUUCAGUUGUCCACCUAGAGCCUGCAGUAGUGUAACUUUGUGAGAAACUGCACAGCCAGCCGCUUAUAGAAUACUUCAUCGACCUGCUCACCCUGGUUGGGUGGUCUGUAGCAGACUCCCAGCACAAAAUCACCCUUGUUAGCCUUCCCUUUCACCCUUACCCAUAAACACUCAACUUCAUCGUCGCUGGAGUUUAGUUCUGUACAGUCAAAACACUCCCUAAUGUACAGAGCCACACACCCCAUCUCCUUCCUUGCCUAUUCCUCCUGAAGAGCUUGUAGCCAUCCACCACAGCGUUCCAGUUGUGACCGUGGUCCCACCACGUUUCCGUGAUGGCGACUACAUCAUGGCUGUCCUGCUGCACAGUGGCUUCCAGCUCCUCCUGUUUGUUGCCCAUGCUACGUGCAUUAGCGUAGAUGCACUUGACCUGGGCUAUUGAUUUCACCCCCAUCCUUGGCCCUUUACCCUCAGGCUCAUUACUAGCAGGCCCGGUUUUAUCCCCUUCCCCCUUCACUUCUAGUUUAAAGCUCUGUCCAUGAGCUUUGUUAACUCCUGGCCUAGUACCCUUCUCCCCCUCUGGGACAGGGUUUUCCCAUUGUUCACAAGCAGAAAUUUCUAAAUGUCUAUCCCUUUUCUCAAAUGAAAUGACAGAGUGAGAAUCCUCACUAACGCAGCAUCCUUCAAGCCCUGGCAUGCUUCCCUUAGGUUUAAUCCUGACAGGCCCAAUUAUCUCCCCUUCCCCCCUCAUAUCUAGUUUAAAGACCUGUCAAUGAGCCCUGCUAACUCCUGCCCCAAAAUUCUUUUCCCCCUCUGGGACAGAUGUAUCCCACCUGCCACUGGCAGGCCAGGUGUCUCCUAUAGCCACCUAUGCUCAAAAAAACCCCAAAGCCCUGCUGAUAACACUAGUCCUGGAGCCAUGAGUUGACCUGUUGCCUCCUCCUAUCAAUUUCCUUAUUUCUGGUUGCCACUGGAGGGAUAGAGGAGAAGACAACUUGUGUUCCUGAUCCCUCGAGCAGCCGUCCCAAAUCUCUUUUAAUUGAUUUUGGCCUCCUCCUACCCAUUUCAGAGCUCUCCAGGUCAGUAGCUCACCCACACUAAUGGUAUAAACUUUAAAUGUAAAGUGUAUGUCCAGCUAAUGCUAUAUAUUGUUUGUCCUGGAUGUAAAUAUAAACCUUUUCUCACUUACGUUUUUUCCCUUUGGCAUAUGGUUCACUUUCUAAAUGUAGUGCUGUACGAAAAUUGUUUAAGAUAAUCUGUUUCUCUAGGAAAAUUUUUCUAAGAAACCUGAGGCAUGUUCUUCCAACUAGAAUAUAUUUUCUAACCUUUGACUCCCCAAAAAACUUUAUCCAUAUGAAGGAAAGGUUGUUAUUUUCAAUAUUUAUUUUGUACGUUGUUCAGUGUUUCCUUUUUUCUCCUCGUAAUCCAAACCUAGUUGAUAGAGGCUUAAUAAAUGGACUAGCUUGGCAAAAUA
This is a messenger RNA of Calidris pugnax (ruff), 3392 nucleotides long. RefSeq names its product KIF1 binding protein (gene KIFBP). Bases 36 to 1820 code for a protein of 594 amino acids. NCBI's taxonomy places the organism in Eukaryota, Metazoa, Chordata, Aves, Charadriiformes, Scolopacidae. Gene Ontology annotation, molecular function: protein binding. The transcript has 7 exons. The record is from RefSeq and is a predicted model, not a curated record.